Colletotrichum fioriniae is the source of this 1635-nucleotide messenger RNA. RefSeq lists its product as uncharacterized. The record is from RefSeq and is a predicted model, not a curated record. Gene Ontology annotation, biological process: carbohydrate metabolic process. NCBI's taxonomy places the organism in Eukaryota, Fungi, Ascomycota, Sordariomycetes, Glomerellales, Glomerellaceae. Gene Ontology annotation, molecular function: hydrolase activity, hydrolyzing O-glycosyl compounds.
AUGAAGCUCCUCGCAAGAGCGACGCUGCUCCUAGCAGCUGUCGUAUCAGCCAUCAAGAACCCAAUUCUUCCAGGAUGGAACCCCGACCCAGCCAUCCUCCGCGUACAAGACACCUACUACAUGGCCGUCUCCUCCUUCACCUAUUACCCGGGCAUCCCAAUCUACAAGUCCACCGACCUCGCAAACUGGAACCUCGUCUCCCACGCCCUCCAAGACCCCUCCGUUCUCGCCCUCUACGGCGUCUCCGCCGGCGAGGGCGUCUGGGCCCCUUCCUUCUCCCACUACAAUGGCCUCUUCUACAUCACCUCCAUGACGCGAUGGGGCUCCGACCCGGACUCCCGCCCCUGGCCGCGGAUAUGGUACAUCUCCUCCCCGGACCUGAUCACCUGGUCCCCCCUAACCUGGGCGGAGCCCUAUGGCAUCGACCCGGAUCUAUUUCACGACCCGGCCACGGGGAAGUCUUAUCUCAACCUCAUGGGGCCUAAUAAUAACUACGACCGUCUAUGGGGCAUAACGCAGUGCGAAAUCGACCUCGGCACGGGGAAGUGCGUCGGUCCCUACGGCAAUAUCUGGAACGGUACGCUUCCGCAGCUACCCAGCUCCAGACCGGAAGGUCCCAAAAUGUUCAAGCGCGGGGAGUGGUAUUACCUCCUCCUAGCGGAAGGCGGCACGAGUACAGGCCACCGCGCGACGAUAGGCCGCUCAAAGUCACCUCAGGGGCCAUGGGAAUCUUCCCCGACGAACCCGCUCAUCUACAACGGCGCCGACCAGAAGCUCACGGUGCAGUCGACUGGUCAUGCGACGUUUACUGACACGCCGGACGGAGAGUGGUACGCCUCCCUGUUAGCAAGGCGGAACGUGAAGGGUGCGUCGCCGCUCGGUCGCGAGGCGUUUCUGGUGAAGGUAGAAUGGGAGGAUGGGUGGCCGACGAUGAAUGGCGGAAAGCCUCUAUUGCUGAGUGAGAGUGUCGACGGGCCUGAUCAGGAGUAUCCCAAGGCGAAAUGGGUUGACGAGUUCACGGGCACAAAGUUGGGAAUCGGUUGGUACCAGCAGCGGACGCCUUACACGGAGAACUUCCGGCUCAGGGGUGCGGCGCCGGCGCGUGGGCUUGGGAAGAGAGUGGUUGCCAACGACUCGGGGAUCGUGUUCAAUCCCAACGUCUUCACGCUCGGAGACCGGGAUACCGCGGCUGCUGUACUUCGCAAGCAGACGUCGUUGAACAUGACUUUCUCAGCUAGGCUGUCGUCGACGUCAGCUGAAAUGGGACCGAGGCAGUCGGUUGGAAUUGCUUCGUAUCUGAGUGAAGUCAAUCAUCAAGAUAUUGGCUCAACCGAAUACCCUCUUAACGAGCCAACGAUCCCCGCAGAUUUAACGCUUCAUAUUCGUGCCUCACCACUGGAGUACUCCCUCGGCUACUCGCGCAGCAACGCGACCUCGCCCACGUGGUUGAAGUCAUUCAACUCCAAGCAGAUGGGCUCGAACCCCGGGUAUCCCAACUUUGAGGGCUCCAUGUUCGCCCUCUUCGCCAGCGGUAAUGGAGAGCCGUGGCCGCACGACGCUCCUGAGGUGGGCUUCAACCGCGUCGAGGAGGUAUACUUUGACGAGGGUCUACCGGAUUAUGAUAAUUGGGCGUAA